AUGUCGUUUCUCAAUCUUGAGCUUAUUGUUCCGACUACUCAUUAUACCGACAGCCAACGCCAUGUACGACACGGUGGUUCUCCUUUGUCAGGACAUGUCGCUCUCUCGGCGACUUCACUUCUACCGCUUGUCAGAGUGACACAAAUAAGCGUUCGACUCAUUCAAAUCGUUACAUCUACAGCUGACGGAGAAAAGACCCGGCGAAUAUCAUUUCCUCUGUUCUGCAGUCCAAAGAACGAAUCCCCCCGGCCAAAUGUGACGAACGAACGCGCUAUUUGCGAGGUUUAUUUGCCAAUCUCGACCGAGGAGGAGUUCGAGGUCUCCCCGAGGAAGAUAAUUUCGAAGUCAUACUUUUCCUUGGACAUCCCAACAAACUUACCCGCAACAACCGAAACUCUUCUGGGAACCGUCACCUACGCCGUGGAAGCCACAGCAACAACAUUGCAAGAUGGGACUAUCACGCAGUGUCGAUCGGUGAAGCUGAACCGCCAAAUGAUCCAAGAUGAUCUGAAGAUGACUCGACAUCGCCUUUAUUUCCCCAAAUCGAAUGACAUACAUGGAAUGAAUCUGUCACAAAACCCAACACCAAGAUCUGGUCCAAAGAUCUCCUUCACCGCUGUACUCCGCACCCAUUGGGAGACGAGUCCAGCCGAACGAACAACAGAGAUAUCUCACUUAGUGGUGCGAGAGCUCAGGUGGCAGGCCGAGGAAAUAGUGAAGAUCAUGAGCAAAUGUAACAGAUCGGAUGAGAAGUAUUCUAUUUGUGAACAACAGUCGGUCCGCAGGCUGUGCAACGGGGUUGUAAAAGGAUACUGGGGAUCCUCUCACAAUCCAUACGUCAAGCAAUAUCACGGACAGUGCUUCGAGGAAAAAGCUCGGGAAAAACCAGAGAUUCGCAUUCCAUUUGAUUUCACGAUUCCAAAACGAGCGAUGGUCACGGAUGCCAUUGACCUAGCCGCCUAUGAGCUCGAUGCUGAUGAAGCUGGCCGAUCUCCGAAGAAUGAUCUUAUGAGAACUUUAUCUUGCUCUACCUCGGGCACCCUUGCGGAAGCAAUUACCGUUCGUCAUCAAUUGAGGGUUGAACUGAUCACCGGGGAGGAUGUCUUCCACAGGGAAACUGGCAAGUUGGUCCAGCGAAAAAGGGUUAGGACUGUUGUUUGUCCUGCAGUUCCGUUAAUUGUUUGUGAGCUUUCGACAUAA
Molecule: messenger RNA, 1200 nt
Organism: Penicillium paradoxum
Lineage: Eukaryota; Fungi; Ascomycota; Eurotiomycetes; Eurotiales; Aspergillaceae
Exons: 1
Coding region: 1-1200 (399 amino acids)
Source: RefSeq, a predicted model, not a curated record